UCUACAUGCCCCUGAGAUCACACGCAAUAACCUAGACAACCACACGAGCAUGUCGAAUCAAGAGAAGGCCGACAAGGGCGAGCUCUCAUUUGGCGUCGAGCUCGAGUUCCUCUUCUACUUCAAGAACCCUCAGCUCGACGACUCCCAAGAUCCCGGGUGCCUCGUGGUCGACGAGGAGGAGGAACUCGAGCUUCCGCCAGCACUCGUACUCCCCAAGGCCAUUGUGUAUCCCGAGUACGGGGAGUAUGAACGCGAAGACGAGGAGGAGGGCGAGGAAGACCGGGAGGGCGCGGGCGAGAACACCCCGCGGGCGUGGGCAACCGGCUUGAUCAAGCAAGCCAUCCUCAGCGUUCCGGGAGCCAAGCUCGAGCGCACUAGCACGGUGGUCGACCAGCCGCACCGAGACAUGUACGUCAUGACCGAGCCCGGCGCGACGUACGGCGGGUGGUCGGUCAAGCGCGACGGCUCCGUCCACGACGACUACUUCAAAGUUAGCGGGUACAGCUACCGCGCCUUCGAGGUCACCAGCCCCGCGCUCUGGGACAGGCCCGAGAGCCACCGCCACGUCCAGCUGGUCGUCCAGGAGCUGAUCAACCGCUUCCGCCUGCGCGUCAACCUCUCGACGGGGUUGCACUGCCACGUCGGCGCCGGCAUCGAGCCUGUGGGCGAGGAGGCGGAGGAGGAGACGGGAACCCAACCCAACGGGGACACCAAGCAGAAACAAAGCAGUUUCCGCCUAGCAAAGCACUCACUCGGCGUCUUCAAGCGCGCGGCCGCACUAAUGUGGGCAGCCGACGGCUUCAUGGCGCAAGCCUUCCCACCGGAACGCGGCCUCAGCGAGUUCGCCCCCCCGAUCGGCCUCUGCUCGCGCCUCGCGCACGGCGUACAACUGCACCACUACCACGACGCCUCCCAAACCCUCCACACCCACGAAGAAGCCCUCCCCUCCCACCCGCCCCCCACCCCCUUAGACAAGCUCACCCCCCUCCCCAAAUCCCAACAAUCAUCAUCCCUCCUCCCCUCCACCCACACCCCACGCCUCCACCCAGACCACUUCCUGCCCGCCCUCCGCCGCAACAGCAUCCCCCCCGCGGCGCAAGCCCGCUUCGACCUCCUCGGCCCCGUCAAGACCACCGCCGUCCCCGACAUCGCCCAGCUCGCGGGCGUGAGCGUGCGCGCCGGCGUGGCGCACAUCCUCGCCUGCCGCAACCGCGCCGAGGUCGCGAGCCUGUUCGGGGCGCCGUCGGACACGCCGUAUUAUGAGAGGGCGAAUUAUAACCUGCAGGCGUAUCGCAUGGACGGGGUGGCGGAUGCGAGGAAGCCGGCUGCGACGGUGGAGUUCCGCGAGGCGCCGGGGUCGUUGGACCCCGUGUUUGCGAGGGAUGCCGGGGAGGAGCGGUUCUGGGGUGUGGUGGGGAGGUUGGCGGAGGCGGAGGAGGCGGCCGUGGAGGAGGAGGCGUUGAGGGAGGAGGAGGCGGUGGAGUGGGAGGAUGAGGAGGGGGAGGGGGAGGAGGGUGGUGGUGUGUACGGUGCGCUGGUGGGACGGCGGCAGGCUAAGAGUGCGCUGCGCUAUGAUGUGAUCUCGCUGCUGAUGGAUAUGGGCUUGUUUGCUGAGGCGUUGUUUCUGGAGCGUAAGCUGUGCAGUGAUCCGUUGCAGUUCUGGUACCCGUGUCGUCUGGCCGACGCGCCGCAUUGGUUUGAGGACGACGUGUCCCCCGAGCCUGAGUUACCUGGGCCUGACGACCCCCGAUGGGUACUACCGUGCAACUAUGAGCGAUGGCUCCUGGGCGAACGAGUUGAAUGCUAG
This is a messenger RNA of Chaetomium fimeti, 1807 nucleotides long. RefSeq lists its product as uncharacterized. The coding region runs from base 50 to 1807 and encodes 585 amino acids. Lineage: Eukaryota; Fungi; Ascomycota; Sordariomycetes; Sordariales; Chaetomiaceae. The transcript is spliced from 4 exons. The record is from RefSeq and is a predicted model, not a curated record.